AUGGUGCGCAGUAACGGCAUCCUGAGCGGAUUCUUGUUUGCGUAUGACGCCUUCCUGCUGAUAUGGGCAUGCUUAACUCAGGGUCUGUCUGCCCACAAGAUUCGUCGGCUUAUCAUUAUUGGAAUGGGUGGUAGUACUGUGGCACUUGGGAUGCUUGUACCUCAGCUUCUAGCUUACCGAACCUACUGCUUGACCGACCUAAAUCGCGAAUGGUGUGGCUGGACACUACCCAGUAUUUACACUUGGGUCCAGAGCUACUAUUGGAAUGUUGGGUUUCUUCGGUACUGGACCGUCUCCAAUAUUCCUCUUUUCUUGCUCGCGACACCAGUCCUAUUUAUCCUGGGUAGAUCAUCCGUGUGGGCUCUCCGAGCACCCUCGACUUUGCGGUCCCAGACCGGGACUCAGGCACCCUCGUCGCUUAGUCCUGGCUCCAUGCUUUUCCGCCUGGCGGUGCCCCAGGGCCUACUGGCGAUCAUGGCCCUCACGAGCUAUCACGUUCAGAUUGUCAAUCGAAUCUCGUCUGGGUAUCCUGUAUGGUAUUGGUAUCUCGUAUCGAUCGGUAUGGAAUGCCUCCAGGACCCCCGCAAGAACCACCGCAUUUUAACGCUUGCCGCACAAGCCAUGGCAGCCUAUGCAUUGAUCCAAGGGGUUCUAUAUGGUUCUUUCUUACCGCCGGCGUAA
Messenger RNA from Penicillium odoratum, 681 nucleotides. RefSeq lists its product as uncharacterized. Gene Ontology annotation, molecular function: alpha-1,6-mannosyltransferase activity; GPI mannosyltransferase activity. The transcript has 2 exons. The record is from RefSeq and is a predicted model, not a curated record. Bases 1 to 681 code for a protein of 226 amino acids. Gene Ontology annotation, biological process: GPI anchor biosynthetic process. Gene Ontology annotation, cellular component: endoplasmic reticulum membrane; mannosyltransferase complex. NCBI's taxonomy places the organism in Eukaryota, Fungi, Ascomycota, Eurotiomycetes, Eurotiales, Aspergillaceae.